CUCUCUCUCCCACAGAUCGGGACAGAGAGACGGAGAGACGCAGCUCUUCUCACUGCUCUCUCCUUCAUCCCUCCAUCUUCUUCUUCUUCUUCUCCUUCCUACUCUUCCUCCUCUCCUCUGUCCACGGCCACAUCUCUCUCUCUCCAUCUCUUCUUCUCCUCCUCCUCCUCCUCCUCCUCCUCUCUCUCCUCCACUCUUCAGACUGACACACAGGUCUAACUCUUGGCCUUCUUCUUCCUCACCUUCAUCAUCAUCAUCCUCAGAAGAAGACGGACAGGGACCCCCUGACCCUUGUCCCGCCGGGUCACCAUGGCAACGGUCAUCUGUACUCGUUUCACUGAAGAGUUUCAGCUGUAUGAAGAGCUGGGCAAGGGAGCGUUUUCAGUGGUGCGGCGCUGUGUGAAGGUGCUGUCGGGUCAGGAGUACGCCGCCAAGAUCAUCAACACCAAGAAACUGUCCGCCAGAGAUCAUCAAAAGUUGGACCGUGAAGCUCGAAUCUGUCGUUUACUGAAGCACCCCAACAUAGUCCGGCUCCAUGACAGUAUUUCAGAGGAGCUUCAUCAUUACCUCAUCUUUGACCUAGUAACAGGUGGAGAGUUAUUUGAAGAUAUUGUAGCCAGAGAAUAUUACAGUGAAGCUGACGCCAGUCAUUGUAUCCAGCAGAUUCUGGAGGCGGUGCUUCACUGUCAUCAGAUGGGCGUGGUCCACAGAGACCUGAAGCCUGAGAACCUGCUGCUAGCAUCUAAGUCUAAAGGAGCGGCGGUGAAACUGGCAGACUUUGGACUCGCCAUUGAGGUGGAGGGAGACCAGCAGGCGUGGUUUGGCUUCGCUGGGACUCCAGGUUAUCUCUCUCCGGAAGUUCUGAGGAAGGAUCCGUACGGGAAAGCUGUCGACCUCUGGGCCUGUGGUGUGAUCCUGUACAUCCUCCUCGUUGGUUAUCCUCCAUUCUGGGAUGAAGAUCAACAUCGUCUCUACCAGCAGAUCAAAGCCGGAGCUUAUGAUUUUCCCUCUCCUGAGUGGGACACGGUGACUCCUGAAGCCAAAGAUCUCAUUAAUAAGAUGUUGACCAUCAAUCCGUCCAAACGGAUCACAGCGGCCGAAGCACUUAAACACCCAUGGAUCUCUCAUCGCUCCACGGUGGCGUCCUGUAUGCACAGACAGGAGACGGUCGAGUGUCUGAAGAAGUUCAACGCCAGGAGGAAACUGAAGGGAGCCAUCCUCACCACCAUGUUGGCCACCAGAAACUUCUCAGGUGGAAAGAGCGGGAACAAGAAGGCUGACGGCGUCAAGGAGUCAUCUGAGAGCACAAACACCACCAUUGAGGACGAAGACACCCGAGUGAGGAAGCAGGACAUCAUUAAAGUCACGGAGCAGCUUAUCGAGGCGAUCAGCAACGGAGACUUUGAGAGCUACACGAAGAUGUGUGACCCGGCAGUGACAGCAUUCGAGCCCGAGGCGUUGGGCAAUCUGGUCGAAGGCCUUGACUUCCAUCGCUUUUAUUUUGAAAACUUGUGGUCAAAGAACAGUAAACCUGUCCAUACCACCAUCCUGAACCCGCACAUCCACCUUGUUGGAGAAGAGGCCGCCUGCAUCGCCUACAUCAGAGUCACUCAGUAUAUCGAUGCCAAUGGCACACCACGCACCGCCCAAUCAGAGGAGACCAGGGUGUGGCAUCGGCGCGACGGCAAGUGGCAGAUCGUCCAUUUCCACCGCUCAGGCUCUGCCUCCACGCUCAGCAAGUAAGAGCAGUUCACAGUUAACUACCGGUGUGGGCAGCUCUUCGAUGGUUCAUCUGUCGCCUUGACAACUGAUUGAUUGACAGCAGGCCAGGCAUCUGAAACCAACCAUUGUGGAUUUAGUUUGAGAAAAACAAGAUAGAACAUGAAGAGGGCGGGGACAGAAAGCCGUGAACUGCACUACCAACCAACCAGCUUCCUCCUAUCAGCUCAUCUGGACUUCAGUCACGCUCCCACCUCAUAAUUAGCCAAUCAGCUGCACAACAGAGAUUGUAAUAGAGAACAAACCAUAUGACGUAUUUUUGUAGGCCAACCCGGAAGUAGCAUCGCCAUAGGGUCUAACGAGAAUUUGCCUAUGGGAUUUUUGCAUUGGAUUUUGGAUCAUUGCAGAAAAUAAGCUCUGUGGCUAACACACUUUUCUGAUGCGUAGGCGUUUUGUUCAGCAGGAUAACCUUCACAAUUGAACACCAUUUUUAUUUAGUUUGAAGCGUUAAUGUGGCCGACAGAAGUAAAAAGCUAACGUUAUGCUAUAGCUACACUACGGUCGUAUAACUACUAUUAUAAACUAAUCCGCAUAGCUUAAUAAAUGAUUUAAUAUUUGCCUUAACCCAAAGAUUAAACCCGCAGGAGACAUCACAGACUAGUGAGAGAGUUCCUGGCGUUUGUGUCCGGCGUGAUGACGUUUAAUGUCCCCGACAACCACUGUAGUCUCAUUUAGCCACUUGUUAGCAACCGCUUUUUUAAGGACGCAUAAAAACUUCAAAUUCACAAGUGGGGGUAUUACCUAACCUAACUGUUUAUGUGGUCUAACAAAACUCCAACAUCUUUUAAGCUUGUGUUAACCACAGACUUUAUUUCAGGCGUCUAACCACAAACCCAUUCAUAAUUCCCAUUGACUUUUAGACGUUAGACCCCAUGGCGCUCAAAUGCUAACUUACUUCUGGGUUUUAGGAAUCAUUCCUGUGGCGCUCUAUACUGUGUGGAAACCUCAUAUCUCCAGCUUAUCUCACUUUCUGUUUCAGGUUGAUUGACAGGAGACACGCCCCCAUUAAAAAGACAAAACUUGAAAAAAAAUAUAUCAACUGAUGGAUUCUUCAUUAACUCUGAAUAAAGAAUCAAUCUGACAUUUAUAUGAACUGUUGAGUUAAUUAUUAUUAGUUAAAUAUUAUUAAGUCAAAUAAUUAAAACAUGCUUUAAGAUUUAAAUCUAUUGUAAUGCAAAAUAAACAAUAACUAUCUAAAUAGUUUCAAUGUUUAUAAAAAUGUGUCCAUGGAAACGAUCCAUUAAAAAAUAUAUUAUAAUAUAAUUAAAAUGUCCUUUUUUUCCUUUUUCCUCGGGGGAAGGAGAAAGAGGUGCUCUGGAGAUACAAGGUUUCCACCUGGAAGUGGAUAGUAGUACAUAAUGUCAGCCGUCGUCAUGGUUACUGAUUGUUUUAAUGAGACCCAUUAUCUCCUGGUUACAGCCAGGGCAGCCCAGAGAUGUGUUGUGACGAGGAGAUAUUUGGGUCAGAAACUGAGCUCACCAUCAAUAACAUCAACAUCUUAAAACAGAAGAACGUAAUAAAGAUCAUCAAUUAAUUUAUAUAUUUAAUUACAAUUCCAAUAAUGUCCAGAACGUUAACAUUUGUUUGUUGGACGCUCGUCUCUGCUUCCAUCGGGCUCAGAGAGCUCAUCAAUCUUCCAUCUUUCGCUCACCUGAGAUCUUCCAUCAACAGUCACCACACCCCCACCACCACCUGACCGCAACCCCGCCCGACCACCUGCCAGGUGUCUUAACGAGCUGGGCCAUAACGAGGUACCUUAACAAGCUGUCUGUCUGGUUCAUGGGCUCCAAUAUGGAAAAGAUAUAGAAAAAAUGUUUAAAAAAAAAAUGUAAUCGAAAACAGACAGCGCUCAGUUCAGCGUCAUCUGUAGUGAUCUCAUCUGUACGGAGACCCAGAGGGGACAAAAGUUUGAUAAUAAUUAUAGUAUACAUUCAGCCUGAAGGUUUAAAUAAAAAAAUAUGGCACGGAAUUUGUUGCAUCAUCAGCCAAUAAGAUCAAGCUUUUCUUACAGAAGUAAGAAGAAGAAGUAAAGAUAUAAAUAAAUUCAGCUGGAUGUGAAGCAGGUGUUUGUCUCCUCUGAGCCUCCGUAUGACGGAUCUGUGACUCUGGCGUUCCCGUUGUGUGGGUCCGUUGGCGGUGUGGUCACUGUGUGAAACCUCAUAUCUCUGUUUGUUUUAUUCUUUAAUCUUCACGAGGCCUUAAGUCUGAUUCAAAUUUAAACCUCCAUUCUUGAAUGUGACACGGAGAUGAAGCCGCUCAUUCAGAGUCGCUGUUUUCAAAGGUUUUAAUGGUGGUUUCCUGGAGAUACGAGGUUUUGGAGCCAUGGCGGCGUAGUGAAAGGGUUCUGUACGGAGAGCUUCUUUCUCUGCAGUGAUGGUGUUUACUUUCUGUACAGACGAUGUGAUUCUCUGCAUGCACGAUUUGUGUUUUGUGUUUCGGCUUCGGCCUCUGCUGCGUUUUGGCGUUCGCGGCUGCCAUCUUGGUUUCAGCUCUCUGGGGACUUGGCUCUCGCUAACGAGACUCAGCUCUCGUUAGCUUUGUUAGCAUUCCUCAUUGGGAGCUGUGUUGUGAGCUAGCCGCGAGCUAACAAAACACCAGCAGUGCCGUCUUUGAUAUUCUGCGAUUUUUGACCCUUUGUGUUCGUCUCAGAGGCUUUGAGCAGCUUUUUACCGUCAGGGGAAUGUAGAACUUUGUACAAUCAGAUUCUUACGAGGAUGACGAUAUUAUUAUGAUUAUUAUGAUUAUUAUUCUCGAUAUAUCGCGUUUGUAUAUUUAAAGCUUUUUAGUGUUGGACUCCAGUGCUCCGCUCGUGUGAAUCACCCUGUAGAGACCACAUAGUGUUUUACCGGCUUUAUUUUUGUUAGUAUGAUAUGCAGUAUAGCGUGUGACACGAGUUCCCUUAGCAACGCUGAAUGUGUUCGCCACGGCGCUGUUGCCUUUAUUUUACUUGACAUCUUGGCGCCCUUGGCGCCCCGGCUUAGAAACACUGACAGCAUGACUUGUUCUAGUGAAAUAUCAUUCAACUGAAAUAUCGUUAAAAGGUCAUAAAUAAAAACUAAACAUUCGCUUACUCCCGUGAUGGCGAGUAAAUUUCAUUUGUUUUCUUAAAAUCACAACGUAAUUCUCUCGUUAUCUCGGGAUAACAAGCUCGUUUUCCCGUCACAACGAGUCAAUUUCUGGAGAUCACAAGAAAAACGGCUAAAAUGAACACGUCAUCCUGUUGAAGCAGCUUUGAUGUCCUAGGUGAACGAGAUCAAGUCGAGAAAACAGAUCACAGAAAAACUGAUUCAAAUAAAACGUACGGCUGCAUGUUUGCUAAGGGCUCCCGUAACGUUCCCGCUCAUGUUUCCACUCGUCACCUAAACUUGACCGUCUCUAAAAACGUGUGCUGUGAAAAAGCCACAGCUCUGAUGUGUGAACGUGGGCGUGACUCAGUGUGACCUCAGACGGGACGCCGAGUGGCGGCUGCAGACUGAAUGGCUGUUUUCUACAGUAGACUUCUGUGUGUUUUCUAAAACUCACCUUAAACCUUUUCUGACACUUGAAAGUUUGAUUUAUCGUCGGUGGAAGUCUUUGAGACGCUGCCUGCAAAUAUCUGAGAUGUCAUUUUUUAAACUAUUUGGUGUUAAUGCUUGAAACUGAAGAAUUCAUCUUAAGCAGAUUUAUUCUACAAACCGAUGCUACGAUGUUUUCCCUGUUUUUACCAGAUGUUCAGUGGGUGUGGCUGCUUUAUAUAUAUCCUCAUCAACGCAAAUCAGCGACUUCCAACCGUCGAAUGUCAGUCUGUAAUAACAAAGAGACGAUUCAGGAUUUCUCUUAUUGUCCUCUCAGACCGACGAGUUCAUGUUUUCACUUGAUGCUAAAAGCGUCAAGGUGGAAGUCUCUGUUUGAAACUGCAGCAAUGAGAGACAGGAAACAGGAGGAGGAGCUUCAGACCUGCAGAAACUGUUAGCAUGGUUAGCAUCAUCCAUAGCUACAAGAGCUAAUCUGUGUUUAAUAGCGUGGGUCAGGAUGCUAAUAGUGAUGAACUGAUGAGACUGUUUCAGGGCUCCUUGAUGUUUAAACAUGUUGCUAACUCUUCUUCUGCAAGCUAACAAGCUGUCCAGGUGUCAGGGUUCAAGUUUUGGGCUUCAAUGAAUUAAAAAAAACAGACUGAAAACAAAGAUAUUAAAUUGAAGCCUUUGUUUUUGUUUAUAUAAUUUAAAUAGUCAUAGUAAUAGUGUGAAUAAACAGAGCGGAGUCAUGCUAACAUUAGCUAGCCAUGCUGCCAAAAACACAGACUUUUUAUUAUUUAGUUAUUUAUUUUUAAAUAUUUUUAUUUGAUGUGAAGUUUCAAUCAGCUUUGGUAUCAACAUUGUUUAAAACCCGAACUUUAUUUUGAAGGUUUGAAUCAGAACUUUGGUCUGAAGCUCCUCUCAGAUUUUUGGGGGAUUUUCUUCACGAACAGAAAUCAAAACAAAAAUAAUCCAUGACUCAGAUAUCCAACACUAAGAAUCAUGUUUACACUUCUGGAUAUUAAAACGUUUGACUUUUUAUUUCUGUCAGAAUAAAUCCAGACGCUCUCCUCUGUUUCCUGUUUCCUGUCUCCGUGUUGGCGCUCUGCAGAACCAAUAAUCAGCUCGUUCAUUCACUCAGCUUUUCUACUUUGAUAAAUAUUGUUCUGUAUUAACUGAAGCUGCAUGCUCCGUGUGUAACCGUGUGUGUGUGUGUGUGUGUGUGUGUGUGUGUGUGUGUGUGUGUGUGUGUGUGUGUAUGUGAGUGUGUGUGUGAGAGACGGGGUGUUUUUAAUUAUUUUUUUUUUUGUAGUUUUUUGGAGUAUUUCUUCUUCUGCAUCGUGUUUAAAGUGUUUCUGUAAAUAAACGGAGGUGAUCAAAUGCU
Molecule: messenger RNA, 6657 nt
Organism: Labrus mixtus (cuckoo wrasse)
Lineage: Eukaryota; Metazoa; Chordata; Actinopteri; Labriformes; Labridae
Gene: camk2a
Product: calcium/calmodulin-dependent protein kinase II alpha
Exons: 18
Coding region: 310-1743 (477 amino acids)
Biological process (GO): protein phosphorylation
Cellular component (GO): neuron projection; cytoplasm
Molecular function (GO): calcium/calmodulin-dependent protein kinase activity; calmodulin binding; ATP binding
Source: RefSeq, a predicted model, not a curated record